AGUAGUUUACAAUUCCACACUUACAGACUGGAUCUGGAUAUGGUUCAUGUGCUCUAAGUUUUGUUGAAUCUUUUUAACGCACUUCGUUUUUUAUGUUUUAAUGGCAGGGACUUGAUGAUGACAUAAACAGAUGGCAGACAUCAUAAAUCCGGAGAAUGAAGGAGAUCUUCAGGCUCAAAUUGAAGAGGUCGAGGCUCUGUCUUCCAUCUACGGGGAUGAAUGGUGUGUUAUAGAUGAAGCAUCCAGAAUAUUUUGCAUCAAAAUAUCCAACGAGUUGGAGAGAUUGACGGCAUGUUUGCAGAUAAUUCUCCCACCUGAUUAUCCAAGCGCAGCCCCCCCCAUCUACCAGAUCAAUGCUGCGUGGUUGCGAGGCCCAGAGAGGGCCAAAUUGGCAAACAGCCUGGAAGACCUCUAUGUGGUGCAUGCGGGGGAGAGCAUCCUCUACCUGUGGGUGGAAAAAAUUCGAGAAUUCCUCGUGGAGAAAUCCCAGAGUUCAGAAACAGCGGAUCCACCAGAAAGGGUGAACCUGACAGCCGAGGAGGAAGUGGAUGAUGAUGAAGAGAUACCAGACUUCAGGACUCUGAAACUGAACACAGAAAAUGCACAUCUCUUCAUGGAUCAUGCAAUCGAUGAAGAGGUACCUCCUAUAAAACAUGGAAAUACCAUCACAGAGCGACGCAGUACCUUCCAGCCUCACUUAGCACCUGUGGUGACUCCUAGACAGGUUAAAUUGGUCCUGGAGAAGCUGUAUGAAAACAAGAAGAUUGCUAGUGCCACUCAUAAUAUUUAUGCGUACAGGAUUUACUGCGAGGACAAGCACAGCUUCCUGCAGGACUGUGAAGACGACGGCGAGACAGCUGCAGGGGGGAGAUUGCUUCAUUUACUGCAG
Micropterus salmoides (largemouth bass) is the source of this 889-nucleotide messenger RNA. RefSeq names its product protein IMPACT-B-like. Gene Ontology annotation, biological process: regulation of translational initiation. The record is from RefSeq and is a predicted model, not a curated record. NCBI's taxonomy places the organism in Eukaryota, Metazoa, Chordata, Actinopteri, Centrarchiformes, Centrarchidae. Gene Ontology annotation, molecular function: protein binding. Gene Ontology annotation, cellular component: cytoplasm.